Messenger RNA from Drosophila busckii, 1169 nucleotides. It is a transcript of the gene Rpn11, whose product is annotated as 26S proteasome non-ATPase regulatory subunit 14. Gene Ontology annotation, cellular component: proteasome regulatory particle, lid subcomplex. The coding region runs from base 120 to 1046 and encodes 308 amino acids. Lineage: Eukaryota; Metazoa; Arthropoda; Insecta; Diptera; Drosophilidae. The record is from RefSeq and is a predicted model, not a curated record. Gene Ontology annotation, molecular function: proteasome binding; protein binding; metallopeptidase activity. Gene Ontology annotation, biological process: proteasome-mediated ubiquitin-dependent protein catabolic process; protein deubiquitination. The transcript has 3 exons.
AAAAAGGAAAGAGCAAGAAACUGCUUUGUGUUUGUUGUUGCUAAACGCAAAAUUGAACUUAAAUUAAGUAAAAAACUUACAACUAGCCCGAGUUAUUUAAAUACCUGAAAGUCGAAAAUAUGGAUCGUUUGCUACGUUUAGGAGGCGCCAUGCCACAAGCUGCUCCACCAACAGAUGCGCCUGUUGUCGACACUGCCGAGCAGGUGUACAUUUCCUCGCUGGCGCUAUUGAAAAUGUUGAAGCAUGGUCGCGCCGGUGUGCCUAUGGAGGUGAUGGGUCUGAUGUUGGGCGAGUUUGUUGAUGACUACACGGUGCAGGUGAUCGAUGUAUUUGCCAUGCCUCAAACAGGCACAGGCGUCUCUGUGGAAGCUGUGGAUCCCGUGUUCCAGGCUAAGAUGUUGGACAUGCUGAAACAGACAGGACGACCCGAAAUGGUUGUUGGAUGGUAUCACUCGCAUCCUGGCUUCGGCUGCUGGUUGUCCGGCGUUGAUAUUAACACGCAGCAGUCCUUCGAAGCGCUGUCCGAACGUGCUGUGGCCGUGGUCGUGGAUCCCAUCCAAUCCGUCAAAGGCAAGGUAGUGAUUGAUGCCUUCCGACUGAUCAAUCCCAAUAUGCUGGUGCUCGGCCAGGAGCCUCGCCAGACCACAUCGAAUUUGGGUCACUUGCAGAAGCCAUCGGUGCAGGCACUGAUUCAUGGCCUGAAUCGUCAUUACUACUCCAUAAGCAUUAACUACCGCAAAAACGAGCUGGAACAGAAAAUGCUGCUGAAUUUACACAAAAAGUCGUGGAAGGAUGGACUCACUCUGGCCGACUACAACGAGCACUGUUCCAUAAACGAGGAUACUGUGGCUGAAAUGCUCGAUCUGGCCAAGAAUUAUAAUAAGUCUCUGGAAGAUGAGGAGAAAAUGACGCCCGAGCAGCUGGCAAUUAAAAAUGUAGGUAAGCAGGAUCCCAAGCGACAUCUGGAGGAGAAAGUGGACACGGUCAUGCAGAAUAACAUUGUACAGUGCUUAGGAGCCAUGCUGGACACUAUUGUCUUUAAAUAGAAAUUGCAUACAACCAUACAUAUAUAACAAUCAACCCCCAAAAUAUACAUUUAACUCUCUUCAAAACACAAGAAACACAUUAAGAAUAAUAAAAACUGCAAAGUUUUACACAAGACAAAAAAA